AACUACUUGCAAAAUAUGUCCUCGAUACGCAUGGCAAAUUGGCUAACUGGAUCUCUGCGGAGAUUUGGAAAUGUGAAAAAAUUGCAACAAGUCUAUCGGAGGUUUUACGCCGAUGAUUCGCGUGUAACGAAAGGACUUGUGAUUGGACUGUAUCAGAAGGAGGGUGAGAAAGAACCAAAGCUAACAUCAAGCGGGGAGAAAUUCGAUGAUCGUGUACAGGGCAAAGUAUCGGAAUUAAUCAAAGAAACGAAUCUUUCCGGAAAAUUGGGUAGGGGGAAAGUAUUCAACAAUAUUGAUCAGGAGUUUCGGUCUAUAGCAGUGAUCGGUGUUGGACGUGAGGGCGCCGGUUUCAAUGAGUUGGAAAUGUUGGACGAAGGCAUGGAAAAUGUUCGGGUCGCCGCUGGUGUCGGUGCCCGCAGCCUACAGAUGCAAGGUUGUUCAGAGGUCUUCGUCGAUUCCAUGGAGUACCCCGAACAAGCUGCCGAAGGUAGUGCUCUAGCGAUAUGGCGUUAUCAGGACAACAAAAGGAAAAAAGACCGAACCGGGACUCCCAAAUUGGAAUUGUACGACUCACCCGACAUUGACGCUUGGACGCGUGGUCUCUUCANUCCCAAAUUGGAAUUGUACGACUCACCCGACAUUGACGCUUGGACGCGUGGUCUCUUCAAAGCUGAAGCACAAAAUCUUGCUCGGCGUCUAAGUGAUGGUCCAGCUAAUCAAAUGACACCCACCGCAUUUGCACAAGCGACUGUGGAUGCAUUGUGCCCUUGUGGUGUCACGGUGGAGAUUCGUACAAUGGAGUGGAUCGAACAACAACAUCUCAAUUCGUUUUUAAUGAUUGCAAAGGGUUCAUGUGAGCCACCUGUGCUGCUAGAGAUUAGCUAUUGCGGCACAGCGCCUGAAGAAAAGCCAAUCUUGUUGUUGGGCAAGGGUAUGACAUUCAAUAGCGGUGGUAUCUGCUUGCGCACUUGCAAGGGUAUGGAUGAGUAUCGUGGCGCCAUGGCCGGUGCUGCGGUUGUGGUUGCAUCCAUUCGUGCCGCCGCUGCUCUAUCGCUACCUAUCAAUAUUUCUGCUGUCAUACCACUUUGCGAGAAUAUGCCUUCGGGUAUGGCUUGCAAACCAGGUGACGUAGUCACGUUGCUCAACGGCAAAUCAUUGGCAAUAAGUGAUACGGAUAAGGCGGGUGUUGUCGUGAUGGCGGAUCCAUUGAUCUAUGCUCAGACCACCUACAAACCUCGACUUGUGGUCGACGUUGCUACGCUGGGUAUAGGCGUUAAGAAAGCUUUGGGUGGUGGUGCAACAGGCAUAUUUUCCAACUCGCACUACAUUUGGAAGCAAUUUCAAAAAGCUGGCUCACUAACAGGCGAUCGCAUGUGGCGCUUACCACUUUGGAACUACUACAAGUACCUGGUAACAAACAAUGUUAGUUUUGACGUCUGCAAUACUGGUAAAGGACCAGCUUCAUCCUGCCUAGCGGCUGCCAUUUUGCAUCAAUUUGUUCCCUGUGUGGACUGGGCACAUUUAGAUAUUCGAGGCGUUGGAAUGCUGACAAAAUAUGGCACCUUGCCGUAUUUGCUGAAGGAUCGUAUGACGGGUCGCCCAACACGCACCAUGAUACAGUUCCUAUACCAAAUGGCCUGUCCCGAGCAACAGAAGCAGUAGUGGAAGUAAGCGCACGAACGACUAUGUUUCUACUCAACCCUCACUGCCCUGAUACGCCUAACAGGCCCCCCCCCCCCAAGAUGAAGUGUAUUUGUAUAUGAAGAUGUGUAGUAGUGUCCUGAGGUCAAAAUUAUCUCUGUGUUUUAAUUGUUUCUUUCUUAGUGAUUCUAAAUGGCGAUGUUUAUAUAUUUUUGAUUAUUUCUGUGGCAUGUUCUACUCAAUGCAAAUACAUAUAUAUUAAAUAUGAUUUGUAUUAAAAAAUGGCGCUUUCGUAUUUUAUUUCUGUAUAGCGUUGUACAUUGUAUAAAUGUUGGGUAAAUAAUUUUAUGGAAAUUGAUCAAAGAUAAUCAUAAUAGGU
Molecule: messenger RNA, 2020 nt
Organism: Rhagoletis zephyria (snowberry fruit fly)
Lineage: Eukaryota; Metazoa; Arthropoda; Insecta; Diptera; Tephritidae
Product: cytosol aminopeptidase-like
Biological process (GO): proteolysis
Cellular component (GO): cytoplasm
Molecular function (GO): metalloaminopeptidase activity; manganese ion binding
Source: RefSeq, a predicted model, not a curated record